UAAAUAAUGCAUUUAAAACUUCCAGAGCAUUCGAUUCGCACACACGCUUCUUAAAGCUUAGUCGGUGCUGUAUUUUUGUUGUUUAAAAUAAUAUUUACUGCAAUUUUUAAUUAUCAAGCGACAAAAUGAUCAUCCCAGUUCGUUGUUUCACUUGUGGAAAAGUUAUUGGCAAUAAAUGGGAAGCUUAUCUGGGUCUUUUGCAAGCUGAAUACACUGAAGGCGAUGCAUUGGACUAUCUGGGAUUAAAACGCUACUGCUGUCGCAGAAUGCUUCUCGGCCACGUGGACUUGAUCGAGAAAUUACUUAACUACGCUCCACUUGAAAAAUAAACACUUCUAUUAUUCCGACAUGUAAAUAAUUACUUAUAAGCUUACUUUUAAAAAAAAAAAUAUAUAUAUAUAAAACUAAAAAAAAAUUUUUCUUAUACAUUAUAU
Molecule: messenger RNA, 434 nt
Organism: Cotesia glomerata
Lineage: Eukaryota; Metazoa; Arthropoda; Insecta; Hymenoptera; Braconidae
Gene: Rpb10
Product: DNA-directed RNA polymerases I, II, and III subunit RPABC5
Exons: 2
Coding region: 126-329 (67 amino acids)
Biological process (GO): transcription by RNA polymerase I; transcription by RNA polymerase II; tRNA transcription by RNA polymerase III
Cellular component (GO): RNA polymerase III complex; RNA polymerase II, core complex; RNA polymerase I complex
Molecular function (GO): DNA-directed RNA polymerase activity; zinc ion binding; DNA binding
Source: RefSeq, a predicted model, not a curated record